UUUCUCGUUUUUCCUUCUGUGAGGCGGCCGCUCCGCUCCCUUUCCCUUCCCUCCCCCUCGCCCUGUCCCGUCCCUCGCCGCUUCCUUCCUCCUGUCUGUGCCAUGGAUGGUGUUGUUACAGAUCUUAUAGCAGUCGGUUUAAAGCGUGGAUCUGAUGAGCUUCUUCCACCUAGUUUCGCUUACGGGCCUUUUACCAUGAGCAAUUCUACUCCUGCUACAGCUAACGGGAAUGACAACAAAAAAUUUAAAGGAGACAGAUCUCCCUGCUCCCCUUCUCGAGUCCUUCAUCUUCGUAAAAUUCCAAAUGACGUCACUGAAGCGGAAAUAAUUUCUCUAGGUCUACCUUUUGGCAAAGUAACCAAUCUCUUGAUGUUGAAGGGCAAGAGCCAGGCUUUCCUAGAAAUGGGUUCAGAGGAAGCUGCAGUUACUAUGGUAAACUACUACACUCCUGUUACUCCUCACCUCCGCAGCCAGCCUGUUUAUAUUCAGUAUUCCAAUCACCGAGAACUUAAGACUGACAAUCUACCCAAUCAGGCUAGAGCGCAAGCUGCCUUACAGGCAGUGAAUGCUGUUCAGUCUGGAGGCUUGGCCCUCACAGGUGCUCUCGCGACUGAGGGUGGACUACCUCCUGGUCAGAGUUCUGUUCUUCGAAUCAUAGUUGAGAAUCUCUUCUACCCUGUAACUCUAGAAGUGCUGUAUCAGAUCUUCUCCAAGUUUGGGACAGUCUUGAAGAUUAUCACUUUCACAAAAAACAAUCAGUUCCAGGCCUUGCUUCAGUAUGCUGAUCCAAUGAAUGCACAUUAUGCCAAAAUGGCUCUAGAUGGUCAGAAUAUCUACAAUGCUUGCUGCACUCUUCGUAUUGAUUUCUCCAAGCUAACAAGCCUUAAUGUAAAAUACAACAAUGAUAAAAGCAGAGACUUUACUCGUUUAGACCUUCCUUCAGGUGAUGGACAGCCUUCCCUUGAUCCCACUAUGGCUGCUGCCUUUGGCACUCCAGGUAUCAUCUCCUCACCAUAUGCGGGGGCCGCUGGUUUUGCUCCUGCCAUUGGGUUUCCUCAGGCAGGUCUUUCCGUCUCGGCUGUUCCCAGUGCACUUGGUCCUCUUGCAAUCACCACCUCUGCUAUGACUGGGCGAAUGGCUAUCCCAGGAAUGACUGGAAUGCCCGGAAAUUUCGUUUUGCUUGUUAGCAAUCUCAAUCCUGAUGCAAUCACACCAGAUGGACUCUUUAUACUGUUUGGUGUUUAUGGUGAUGUCCAUCGUGUAAAAAUCAUGUUUAAUAAGAAGGAAAAUGCCUUAGUUCAGAUGGCAGAUGCAACCCAAGCCCAACUAGCCAUGAAUCACUUAAAUGGACAAAAACUAUAUGGGAAGGUGCUGCGUGUCACACUCUCAAAGCAUCAGACAGUACAGCUUCCUCGUGAGGGACAAGAGGAUCAGGGUUUGACUAAGGACUAUAGCAAUAGCCCUUUGCAUCGUUUCAAGAAACCCGGCUCGAAGAACUUCCAAAAUAUCUUUCCACCAUCUGCCACUCUGCACCUAUCCAACAUUCCACCUUCUGUCACAGUAGAUGACCUGAAGAAUCUUUUUGCUGGUACUGGAUGUAUUGUGAAAGCCUUCAAAUUCUUUCCAAAAGACCGCAAAAUGGCUCUCAUCCAGUUGGGAUCUGUGGAAGAAGCAAUCCAGGCUCUUAUUGAGCUUCAUAAUCAUGACCUUGGAGAGAACCAUCACCUCAGAGUUUCCUUCUCCAAAUCUACAAUCUGACACUUCUGUGACCUUUUGCUUUUUAAGACUCUACCCACAAUUACCAGUAAAAUUCAGACAAGAGACUGGAGUAGCCAAAACCAACGCUGCAUCCGUAAACCAUUAAACUUGUGUGGCUCAUGUGUAUUACUUUACACAGUAAAUGAAUCAAGGGAUGAUCUUUUCAUAUCUUCUUCUGUUUAAAUGGCUAACAGUCCUCCACAAAAUUUUCUUCUGUAGUAUUUAAUAAUGCAACAUUUUCAGUAGAAGCCCCUCUUUUGUUUUUCAUGAUUUCAGAGGCAUAUUUUUUUGGGUUUUUAUUCCAAAACAAUGUUACACAACAUUUCUGUGCCCCGUUAAACUAUCUUAUCAAAAUAAUGUUUUCAAAUAGAUAAUAGUGGAUUAUUUUAAGCACAUAGAGUGUUCUGUGAGGGAUUUCUUUGUCCCCUUAGCUAAUAAUUUUAAUCAGUACAUGUUGAACAUAUUGGAGGAAAGGCAGUGCCUUCUUUUUC
Molecule: messenger RNA, 2249 nt
Organism: Lacerta agilis (Sand lizard)
Lineage: Eukaryota; Metazoa; Chordata; Lepidosauria; Squamata; Lacertidae
Gene: PTBP3
Product: polypyrimidine tract binding protein 3
Exons: 15
Coding region: 103-1758 (551 amino acids)
Biological process (GO): regulation of RNA splicing; mRNA processing
Cellular component (GO): nucleus
Molecular function (GO): mRNA binding
Source: RefSeq, a predicted model, not a curated record